Messenger RNA from Meloidogyne enterolobii, 617 nucleotides. The record is from the annotation of a GenBank genome assembly. NCBI's taxonomy places the organism in Eukaryota, Metazoa, Nematoda, Chromadorea, Rhabditida, Meloidogynidae.
UUUUAAUUUUUAGACAAUUUUUCAAAAACAUACUACUACCAUUUCUGAUUUCCUAUCUUGUGAUGGCAACGGUUACUACUACAGGCGGAAUGUCUCGUUUACGAAUUUGGAUGAUGCCAGUUCCGGAAGGAGAUAUUUCUCACCACCAAUUAGACAACUUUAACAACCUCAAACUUUGGAGCGACGACAGUCUUCAGGAAGAUCCACGUCUUAUGGUGCCUUUGGGAUUCGACGAAGACCAUCAACCAGUCGAUCAUCAACCGCGCAAAUUAUCAUCGAGUAUGAGCUCUUCGAGUGGAUAUAGUGGAAGUAGCGUGAACACAUCUGCUGAAAUUGCAAAGGAGAAUUCUACUGUGGAAAUGAAAAUUGGGACUUGGAAGAAGCUGCCUGAAAAGACUUGUGGGUUCUGCUACAUUCAAUAUAAACGUCUUCGUCAAACUCUGGGCUUGCCAUUUCCUCGUGCAACUGAUCCUGGCUUUUGGGUUGGACACUAUACUAAAGAUGAUGACGGGAAUGUUGUUUGUCCUCAAUUGCGUAAGCUGAUGUGCCCUCUCUGCUUUGCUACUGGCAAAAAGGCGCACACUCUUAAGUUCUGUCCGCUGCAAAAGUGAAGAUAU